UUUUUUUUUUUUUUUUUUUUUUUUUUUGAAAAGAUUGAACAAAUGGAGACCCCAUGUUUAUAAAGAAGACAAAACAAAAGUUCCGCUAGUCGUCCUCGAUAACGGUAUGUUCGGAAAAGAUCUUGUCAAGCUAAAAGGGAACUGUCAUUGUUUUUUCGAUAAGCAAGAAGUCAUAAACAUUUCCGGUUUCAAGGGCUGUGGUGUUCUCAGUUGUCCAGAAUGCGGAAAAGUAUGGCAACGGGAUGUAAAUGCUGCUUUAAACAUGAAGACAAUCUCGAAGGCAGUUUGGUCAGGCCAAGGAAGACCAGACAUUUUUAAGCCAAAGAAGAAUACUACCAAUUUAUCUGAAAGACUAAAAAAAAAGUUCAAACAUAAAUCUCAAUUCGUCUGAAAACUAAUUCUUUUUUGUCUCAAUUUCAUUUCUUAUUCUUCUGAAAAUUAAUUUUGAUUUGUCCAAAAAAAUACUAAUAUUUUCUGAAUUUGAAGUAG
This is a messenger RNA of Cokeromyces recurvatus, 489 nucleotides long. RefSeq lists its product as uncharacterized. The record is from RefSeq and is a predicted model, not a curated record. The transcript is spliced from 4 exons. Lineage: Eukaryota; Fungi; Mucoromycota; Mucoromycetes; Mucorales; Mucoraceae. The annotation marks the transcript as partial.